CUAGGCUUUUCGCAUUUUCAUUCUACUUAGACUAUUGGAUUAUUCUACCUCAAAAUGUGUUGCCUCGCCAUUUUUUUUGUAACAACAUCUUUGUGUAAUGUUUAAAAACACGAAUCAAUGAUAGAACAGACCAACUGGGUUCAUGCCAACAUUUCACUGGCAGUUUUAGCGGCAGUGCGUGCAAGUCAAUGCAAGAUCAACCAGCGAUGGUCCUGCAUUUUUCACAAAAAUACAUUACAAAUGCAAAUAACUGAUUUUGAAAAUAAAAAAAAUAAACCCCAUAACCCUCACGUUGAUGUUCAAUAAUCAAGGCGGACACUUGUGCAUCACAUAAUGUGAGUGGCAGACCAUAAAACACUUGAAAGAUUAUUAUCAACACAGUAGUUAUUGAACAAUCAACAUAUUGCAUGACGCUUACCAUAUUCACUUUGAAAAUGAUCCUCAAGCUCCAGCUGGAAUUGUUUGUGUCGCCAUUUUAAAAUUUGGCACGCGAUCAACAAAACAAAGGAUGCCCCUCCUCAGCGACCAUAGCCUUUUGGAUCUUCAGGUUGCCCCUAGCCUUUUGUUUUCUUAGAAAGGCCAGGUUGGGCCGGAGAAUUAUUUCCGGUUUCGCUAGCACUAGCACUGGCAGCUAGGGAAAAACAACCAAAAGAGUGGUCCGGUGAACGCGAAACUGAUGUUGCUGGCAAAAUGGGGAAGAAGUUUAUUUUUCUGUUAUCUUUGUUGGUUACUUUAUCAAAUGAAUUCAGGCAAGCACUAGGAGAAAAGGUUGAUAACCUGUCAUGUAUUGGGGAUGAUGGUUCUGCAGUAGACUGGUUCAUUGCAUACAAGCUACCACGAAAGUCUGAUGUCCCAGUAGAACGUGGUUAUGGAUAUGCAUACUUGGAUGCCAAAUCAAAUGGCUUUAAACUUUCAAACUUCUCUGUUGCGGACACAAAAAGUGCCAUGGGAGCGACCAUGCAGCAAGUCUACUCGAAUGCCAAAACACACGAAGAUGACAUGACAUAUGUUUUCUACAAUGAUGCAGACCCUGAAGGAAAGGAAUAUUCCUAUCAUGGUCAUUCUAAAGGUGACUUUGCAUUUGGUGAAAGCAGUGGAUUUUGGCUGAUUCACAGUGUCCCAAAGUAUCCAAAUUUCAUUCAUGAUGGGUAUGGUUAUCCCCAAAGUGGAGCCUAUUAUGGACAAAUGUUUUUGUGUGUUACCUUCAGUUCAUCACAAUUUGAUUCUGUUGGAAUGCAGUUGAGAUAUGCUGAUCCUCAUGUCCAGGAUUCUAAUCUUCCAAGAUCACUGACUCAUCAGUUCCCUAAUAUUAAUGCUUUGCUACAAGAUGAUGUCAUCACAGGGGUACCAUAUAGCCAUACAGUGCGUCUUGUGUCAAUUGCUGGCUCAGGAUUUACUCAUUUCUCAAAGAACAAGAAUUUUGGGAAAGACUUGUACCAUGAAUUGGUUGCCCCAUCCUUGAAGUGUAAUCUUCUGACUGAAACAUGGCAACAUGGCUCAAGCAAAAUCGGUCCAUCGUGUGAUGGUUUCACUGUAGAAGAUAUAACCAGAAUAAAAGUUGAUACAGAAGAUAAGGAAUUUGAAUUUAGCAACUAUGCUGACCAUUCAAAGUUUGCUGUGGCAAAAUCAGACAGUUUUUAUGUUUGUAUUGGAGAUAUCAACAGGAUGGAAACCCAGUUCAAGAGGGGAGGUGGGACUCUUUGUACCAGCAACAAGUACAUAUGGACACAUUUCAAAAAACUAGCAGAAGAGAUCAACAGUUGUGACAGUGAAUGGAAUACAGAACCAGUUGUUAUUCACCAAUACCUUUAAACUUUCUGGAUUAAAUUGGAUUUGUUUAGUACAUUUUGUUUUAUCAUUUAAGCAGAAGAAUCAUAUUUUACCAAAAUGCAUUAAUGUUCCAGAUAUUUAAUUGAUUUUAGAUGUAGGGGAUUGACUUAAGCAGUUAUGUCAAUCAACAAGCAUAUUUUUUAUUUUUUCAAAAUGCCAAUUUAGGAUUCAAAAUCUCGAUUUUUUAUGCAUGAUUUCGCAAAAAAAGAUUUCUAUGUGAGGCAUGAAACAUAAGUUUUCCUUCCGUUAUGUAGUGAAAAGGCUUUAACUAUCCUUGAAUUCUUGAAUGAAAUUUUGAAUGAUAAUUUAGAAAUUCUAAACCCAUUGCAUACUUCCUUUAUAACAGUGUACUAAUUGAGAAGGAAUACAAUGGACAGCUCCCCCCCCCCCCAAUAUGAAUUUUGUUCCAACAGCAUUGUAGCCCCAAACAUAGCCUGAAAUGUUUAUAGUGGAGUAUUGAAAUUGACCCAAUUAAUAAAAAAUUAAUGCAUACUAAAUUCAAGCAGAAGCAUUAUUUAGUUGACUGGAAGUCAUAAAAAACCUUCAAUUUCCUGAAAUCGGACUUACAUCCAAAUGCAACUUGUUCACUUUCAACUCUUUAAAAUCUUAAAAAAUUCUGGUUUUGAGAAAGCAUUUUGUUAACAUAUUGUGAAUAAAAAUGGAAAAAUCAUUCAUUCUUACCAAGUUCCUUUUAAA
Rhopilema esculentum is the source of this 2526-nucleotide messenger RNA. RefSeq names its product plancitoxin-1. The record is from RefSeq and is a predicted model, not a curated record. Gene Ontology annotation, molecular function: deoxyribonuclease II activity. Gene Ontology annotation, biological process: apoptotic DNA fragmentation. Lineage: Eukaryota; Metazoa; Cnidaria; Scyphozoa; Rhizostomeae; Rhizostomatidae.